Trichophyton benhamiae CBS 112371 is the source of this 168-nucleotide messenger RNA. RefSeq lists its product as uncharacterized. NCBI's taxonomy places the organism in Eukaryota, Fungi, Ascomycota, Eurotiomycetes, Onygenales, Arthrodermataceae. The record is from RefSeq and is a predicted model, not a curated record. Bases 1 to 168 code for a protein of 55 amino acids. The transcript has a single exon.
AUGACUAAGCAUCCCAAAGAGGAAGUUCUUUACUUCAACUUCGCGCGUCGAGCAAACGACGACGACGACAACUUCAACUUCAACUUCAACUUCAACUUCAUCUGCAGCGCAGCACACGAGAGAGACAGCGCAGACGAGGUUCCCCCCCGAGAGCGCACAAGCGAGUAA